Oncorhynchus mykiss (rainbow trout) is the source of this 1558-nucleotide messenger RNA. The record is from RefSeq and is a predicted model, not a curated record. Lineage: Eukaryota; Metazoa; Chordata; Actinopteri; Salmoniformes; Salmonidae.
GUAAAAUGUCUCGUGACAUUCUAACGUCCCCUGGAAACGGAACGGUCUAGCCAUUUAGCUAGCUAACAAAAUGUACGUUACUAUUUCUGUUUUAAACUAGCUAACGUUAUGCUUUUACAUAUUCUUUUGAAUCCAACAUAGGCCUAGCUAGAUUAUAUAAAAUAAAGUGUUACAAAGUAACAGUGACAAGCGCACAGGCUACAAGAUUUACCGACAAGAACACUGCAGCACAGAUGAGUAAUUGUGACUAUUUGUAACCAACCAAAGACCAUGCCAAUAGUGUAUUGCUGUGUGGAAAGAAGCAACAUCAUCCUUGCUGAUCUUGCGCUCAGAGGUGGAAGGUUUCAGGAGGCAGCAUUGAGUUUUCUGAGACCGCUUCCGUUUGGAGCUCUCUAUCGAAGGUCCAUACAAUUGGAUGGGUUCAGAUACCACAUCCUGUCAGAGGAUGGCGUGUCCUACGUCUGUGUCACAGAGCUCAGCUAUGAGUCCAGGAGGGCUCAUGAAUUCCUUAACCAGAUCUGCAGUUUCUUUGCUAACAGCCCCCUGAUAAAGAAAGCAGCCUUUGCCCAGCCGUAUGAAUUCAGCUCUGACCUGCAUCAGGUGCUUGGACAGCUGAUGGCUGACUACAGUUCUCAACAGCCAGCCUCCUCUAAGCUGGACUCGGUGCAGGGCCAAGUCAACGAAGUCAAAGUUAUACUCAAAGACAACAUUAACAAAGUGCUGGAGAGGGGAGAGAGGUUAGAUGACUUGGUUGACAAGACACAUGACCUACAAGCAACCGCAGACUCCUUUCAGAGGACAUCCACGCGGGUAGCCCGGAAGUACUGGUGGAAGAACACCAAGAUGAUGAUCAUCAUUGGAGUGAUAGUUCUGAUCAUUCUCAUCCUCAUCAUCCUGUUUGCCACAGGUGUCAUCCCCAGUUAAAUCACCUCACAGACUCCUACAGUACUACAUUAUCAACACGAGGAAAAGGACGAACCACAAUCGAGUCAUUUUUUUGAAUUUUAUUUUAGUCUCCUCCAAGGCGGAUUCAAGGUGGAUUGUGCAUAGUAACGUGACAAAAUAUCAUUUCACAUUACGACUUCUGCAAAUAAGCUUCCUGGAAUUUGUUUGGUUGUUUUUGGAUUAUAUGGAUCUGUUCAUUUGAUAUUUAAUAAGAUACAUUUCAUAAUGUUUGUUUGUCUAUUUUUAUUUAAAAAAAAUACACAAUAUAAACUCAGCAAAAAAAGAAACGGCCUCUCAACUGCGUUUAUUUUCAGCAAACUUAACAUGUGUAAAUAUUUGUAUGAACAUAAGAAGAUUCAACAACUGAGACAUAAACUGAACAAGUUCCACAGACAUGUGACUAACAGAAAUGGAAUAAUGUGUCCCAGAACAUAGGGUGGGUCAAAAUCAAAAGUAAGAGUCAGUAUCGGGUGUGGCCAAUAGCUGCAUUAAGUACUGCAGUGCAUCUCCUCCUCAUGGACUGCACCAGAUUUGCCCGUUCUUGCUGUGAGAUGUUACCUCACUCUUCCACCAAGGCACCUGCAAGUUCCCGGAAAUUUCUGGGGGGAAUGGC